AUGGCGGAGCGCGGUCAGCCUCCUACCCCCGCCAAGCGCCUCUGCUGCAGAUCCGGCUAUGGCUCGGGGUGCAGGCCGGGCCAGCGGGCGGGCGGCGCCGGGCUCGGCAGCGGGGCGCUCUGCGCCGGACCCUCUUCCGCAGCUGCCGCCGCCGCCCUGGGGCUGCUGCCGCUCGGCAAGACCCAGAGCCCGGAGUCCCUGCUGGACAUCGCGGCUCGCAAGGUGGCGGAGAAGUGGCCCUUUCAGCGGGUGGAGGAAAGGUUCGAGCGGAUCCCGGAGCCGGUGCAGCGCAGGAUCGUCUACUGGUCCUUUCCCCGCAGCGAGAGGGAGAUCUGCAUGUACUCCUCCUUCAACACCGGCGCCGAGGACCCCACUGCCGCCCCCGGUGGGGCAGCCGCCGCGCCCGGCGGGGCCGCGGACACUGCCGCUGCCGCCGACGAGAACCGUCUGCCCUUCCGCAGGGGCAUCGCUCUGCUCGACGGCGGCUGCGUCGAUAACGUCCUGCAAGUCGGUUUCCACUUGAGUGGCACAGUGACAGAGCCUGCAAUGCAAUCGGAGCCUGAAACUGUUUGCAAUGUAGCUAUCAGCUUUGAUCGUUGCAAAAUUACCUCAGUGACCUGUAGCUGUGGAAACAAAGACAUAUUUUACUGCGCACACGUUGUGGCACUCUCUUUAUACCGGAUCCGCAAGCCAGAUCAGGUCAAACUGCAUCUUCCCAUUUCAGAGACACUCUUUCAAAUGAACAGAGACCAACUACAAAAAUUUGUACAGUAUUUGAUCACAGUGCACCACACAGAAGUUUUGCCAACUGCUCAAAAAUUAGCAGAUGAAAUUCUUUCUCAGAAUUCAGAAAUCAAUCAAGUCCAUGGUGCUCCUGACCCAACAGCAGGUGCUAGCAUAGAUGAUGAAAACUGUUGGCAUUUGGAUGAAGAACAGGUCCAAGAACAGGUUAAACUCUUCCUCUCCCAGGGUGGAUACCAUGGAUCCGGGAAGCAGCUCAAUUUGCUUUUUGCAAAGGUGCGAGAGAUGCUAAAGAUGAGAGAUUCAAAUGGAGCUCGCAUGUUGACGUUGAUAACAGAACAGUUCAUGGCUGACCCUCGUCUGGCUCUUUGGAGACAACAAGGAACUGCAAUGACUGACAAGUAUAGGCAGCUCUGGGAUGAACUGGGUGCUCUAUGGAUGUGUAUAGUCUUAAAUCCCCACUGCAAGUUGGAGCAGAAGGCCAGUUGGCUAAAACAGCUGAAAAAAUGGAACAGUGUGGAUGUUUGUCCCUGGGAAGAUGGAAACCAUGGAAACGAGCUGCCCAAUUUAACCAAUGCUUUGCCUCAGGGUGCAAAUGCUAACCAAGAUUCAUCGAACAGGCCACAUCGGACGGUGUUCACUCGAGCCAUUGAGGCAUGUGAUCUGCACUGGCAGGACAGCCACUUACAGCACAUUAUAAGCAGUGACCUAUACACCAACUACUGUUACCAUGACGACACUGAAAACUUGCUCUUUGACUCUCACGGGUGGCCCCUCUGGCAUGAACACGUUCCUACAGCCUGUGCAAGGGUGGAUGCAUUGCGAUCUCAUGGAUACCCACGAGAAGCACUGAGGCUAGCAAUAGCUAUUGUUAAUACACUCAGAAGGCAGCAGCAGAAACAGCUGGAAAUGUUCCGGAGUCAGAAGAAAGAACUUCUCCACAGAGGAGUAACCUCAAUAACAAAUCUUGAAGGUUGGGUGGGACACCCUUUGGACCCCAUUGGCACCCUCUUCAGUAGCCUGAUGGAAGCCUGCAGGGUGGAUGAUGAGAGCUUCCAUGGAUUCUCAGAUUUCACGGAGAACAUGGGACAGUGCAAAUCUCUGGAGUACCAGCACCUGCCUGCACACAAGUUCUUGGAAGAAGGGGAAUCUUACUUAACUCUGGCUGUGGAAGUAGCACUGAUAGGACUGGGACAGCAACGAAUAAUGCCAGAUGGCUUGUAUGCACAAGAGAAGGUUUGUCGAAAUGAGGAGCAGCUCAUUUCUAAGCUACAGGAAAUUGAAUUGGAUGAUACUCUGGUGAAGAUUUUUCGAAAACAAGCAGUCUUCCUAUUAGAAGCUGGACCAUAUGGUGGUUUGGGGGAAGUAAUCCAUCGAGAGAGUGUUCCAAUGCACACCUUUGCCAAGUAUCUUUUCACCUCUCUCCUACCUCAUGAUGCUGAAUUGGCAUACAAAACUGCACUGAGAGCCAUGCGGUUGCUAGUAUUGGAAUCAACAGCUCCUUCGGCAGACAUGUCCCGCCCACACCACAUUGCAUCAGUUGUUCCAAACCGGUAUCCCCGCUGGUUCACCCUCAGUCACAUUGAAUCUCAGCAGUGUGAGCUGGCAUCAACCAUGCUAACAGCAGCCAAAGGUGAUGUUCGGAGGCUGGAAACAGUGUUAGAAUCCAUCCAGAAAAAUAUCCACUCCUCAUCACACAUCUUCAAACUUGCACAGGAUGCAUUUAAAAUUGCAACACUUAUGGACAGCUUGCCAGACAUCACUCUUUUGAAAGUUUCUCUGGAACUGGGCCUUCAGGUGAUGCGGAUGACGCUGUCAACACUGAAUUGGCGACGACGGGAAAUGGUGAGGUGGUUGGUAACAUGUGCAACAGAAGUAGGCGUUUACGCACUGGAUAGUAUCAUGCAAAACUGGUUUACACUUUUCACUCCAACAGAAGCCACUAGUAUUGUUGCUACCACAGUGAUGUCCAACAGCACCAUUGUCCGCCUGCAUCUGGACUGCCAUCAGCAGGAGAAGUUGGCUGGCAGUGCUAGGACGCUUGCUCUACAGUGUGCCAUGAAGGAUCCUCAAAACUGUGCCCUUUCUGCACUGACCUUAUGUGAAAAGGAUCACAUAGCUUUUGAGACCGCUUACCAAAUUGUUCUUGAUGCUGCUACAACCGGCGUGAGCUACUCGCAGCUUUUUACUAUAGCACGAUACAUGGAGCACCGUGGCUAUCCCAUGCGGGCCUACAAGCUGGCCACCUUGGCCAUGACACAUCUCAACCUGAGUUACAAUCAGGACACGCACCCUGCCAUUAAUGAUGUUCUGUGGGCAUGCGCGCUCAGCCACUCCCUCGGGAAGAACGAGCUCGCGGCGAUAAUACCUCUUGUGGUCAAAAGUGUCAAGUGUGCAACAGUACUGUCAGACAUUCUGCGUAGGUGUACUUUGACCACUCCCGGCAUGGUGGGACUUCAUGGAAGGAGGAACUCUGGUAAGCUCAUGUCACUGGACAAAGCCCCUCUGCGGCAACUCUUGGAUGCCACGAUUGGAGCCUACAUUAACACGACUCAUUCACGUCUCACUCACAUCAGCCCACGACACUAUAGUGAGUUUAUAGAGUUCCUCAGCAAGGCCCGAGAGACCUUCUUGAUGGCUCAUGAUGGUCACAUCCAGUUUACACAGUUUAUUGAUAACCUAAAACAAAUCUACAAAGGCAAAAAGAAACUGAUGAUGCUGGUUCGUGAGCGGUUUGGUUGACAGAAAUGUGUGAAGGGGAUGGGGGGGGGCGGGGGGUGGUUUGUUUUUACUUGAGCCUGCCUUUGUAUCCUUUUUAACUUAAAGAAACAGAGCCACACCGGUAUUAUAUGUGUAUAGUUAUAUUGAGUUUGCAAACUAAACUGUCAUGUUGUGAAAGUUUGUGUGUUUAAUUUUUUUUUUCUUUUUUUCUGUUUUAUAUGAGAGAAAGGGGUUAAAAAAGGUUUGGUUUACACUGAGUAUAUGUUGUCAAGUGGCAAAAGCCCACAUUGCUCUCCUGUUCUUUCUGUAUGUGUUCACAGCCUCAAAAACAAACAUAUAUUGUAAUGGCUUUAAAAACCAAACAAAACACCUCCAUCCUGUGAUAAGUACCUCGAAUGGAUUCAGCUUUACUCCUUUGUAACUCAUCCUUACAUUUCAGCGUAUUUAAACAAACCAACAAAUGAAAUACUAAUAGUUAAAAGGCUGACCACGUGGCUUUGCAGUGCUGUUCAUCCAGAAGCAUGGCACACAAUGCUUGUGCAUGUGGAAACUUAGCGACUGUCAACAUACAUUCUCAGGGAUUUAUCAAAAAAAAAAAAUUAAAAGAAUGAGAGCAUUUAUUGUACUGUAUAUAUAUUAUAGUAUAUGUCUGAAUAUUGAAAAAUAUAACAUUAACUAAUUUAUAAAAAAAAAAAGUCUAUGUAAUGCAAAAUACUUGAAGCUGCGGUAGCUUGGUUUUAAACAAAAAAGAAAACCUAUCCGAAGGACUGAAGUGCGCCUUGCUUCAGGGUUGGCUCAGGUGGUGAACUAUAUGCUGGGCAUCUAUGCAGAGCCACCUUUUGGAUUGCAUGGUUGGACUGAUAACUAAUGGGGAAAAUUUUAUAUAUAUAUAUUUAUACAACCCGUGUAUACAUAUAUAUGUAUACACACAUACACACAUGCUUGUAACAGGCACUAUAGUAAAGAAGGACAACAAAAAAAAAAUACACAGCCAGAGCAGCAAGCCUUAGCAUUAAGAAUACAGUAUGCCAGAAUUGGGGUUUGUGCCUCCUAGCCUAGAAGACUUAAAAAAAAAAAAAAAAUCCUUUUUGACACAGAACUCAAAAUGUUUUCCAAAAUGAUUGACAUGAUCCAUUACGCCUUUGCAGUGAGCUAAUAAUAAGCUAACCUUUGUGCACAAUAACAUAUAUAUAUAUUAUAUAUAUAUAUUCUGCAUAGGUAUUUUGACUUUGUGCAGGACAGAAAGUUGUGUAGGUAUGACUGUUCUACUUUUCAGUUUGUUUUUUUAAUAUAUUUUAUUUUCUCUAGAAUUACUCAAAAGCAGCCUUCUAUCUUGCCUUGUCUUAAUGCUUUAAAAUAACCAAACUGGAGAUCUAACUACCAAACUGUUCACUAUAUUAUUAAACACCAACUUUGGUUACAGUAUAGUGUCUUUAUUUUAGCUGAUGGUUCUGUAUCCUUGUGCUUUUUAAAGCAAUUUUUAUGUUUUGGUGCAAAAGUUGUCCAGUGUCUCUUGUUCCCUUCAUUAGAGAACAUGCUAGAGGUAUGUUUGUAGGUAUUUUUGUUUAGAAAAUCUAUUUCAUGCUCUCCAUUUUAUUUAUUAUAAUAGGUAUAAAAAGGUUGUACUUCAUCACCCAUGUAAACAUGCUCAUGAAGUUGAAAGUAAUUAAGAUUUGAUACACUGAUAUCAAUUUAUUUA
This is a messenger RNA of Colius striatus (speckled mousebird), 5161 nucleotides long. RefSeq names its product zinc finger SWIM-type containing 6 (gene ZSWIM6). The record is from RefSeq and is a predicted model, not a curated record. Gene Ontology annotation, molecular function: zinc ion binding. The transcript has 14 exons. Bases 1 to 3483 code for a protein of 1160 amino acids. Gene Ontology annotation, cellular component: Cul2-RING ubiquitin ligase complex. NCBI's taxonomy places the organism in Eukaryota, Metazoa, Chordata, Aves, Coliiformes, Coliidae.